AUGUUGAUCUUUGGAAACGUCCUGGCGAUGAUGGCUGGCAUCAUAGACGUUGCCUCCAUUCUGUCCUUCAGCGUGACCACCACGCAUGUCACAGGCAACACGGCCAAGAUGGGGAUGUACAUCGGACAUGACAUGAACGAACAGAUCGACUACAACAAGGCCGUACAACUGGGAUUGUGUGUGACCUCCUUUUGCUUCGGGUCCUUCUUGUGUGGCCUCAUUAUCCCCAAGACUCAGGUGCACAUUGGUGGCAAGGGGCUCUAUGGCACUGCCCUGAUCGCCGAAAGUGUCCUGCUGCUGGUCUGCUACUUUGAUCCGGAUCACCAGGCAGCACCCUACUGGGCAGCAAUGGCCUCUGGCUUGCAGAACGCCAUGUGUACCAUGCACUUCGGUGCCGUCGUUCGUACGACACACGUCACCGGAUGCAUUACGGACAUCGGUUCUACCGCCGGGCGUGCGGCGAUUCUGCUGGUGCGACGCUUCUGCCACAAGGAAGGAUCAGGUAUGCAGCUGCUGGAUGAAGCAGAACUGCAUGUGGACAAGCGGAAGUUGCUGGUCUUGGUUCCCUUGUACGUCUUCUUUCUGGGGGGCUGCAUUGUAGGCGCCUUAUGUUUCCGCAGCAUCGCCCACAACACCUUUCUGAUCCCGGCCAUUGUGACCGGGUUCAUGGGCCUGGUCUACAGCACCCUGCGUGAGACGCUGAAGACGACCUUUAAAAACAUCGAGCAGACGCGCCUGGUCUCUGACUUGGGUGAAGUGCACGAUACAUUGGAUCGCACCUACCGCACGAUCCGCAGGAUCCAACAUACCCAGCACUCUCGAGGGAGUUCUGGCCGUUUGGAGCCUAUGGACGAGCUGGAUGAGCAGAUGAAUCAUGUGGCUGAAAUGGUGCAAGACAUGGAACACACCUUGGGAGAGAUGUACGAAGCUGAUAGGGACCGGGAUGGCAGGGAGGGGGUGAGGAUCGCGGCUUGCAGGUUGCAGAUCUGCUGGGAUGGUGGAAAAUCAAAGAUACAAACAGUACUCGGAUACAAAAAAAAUGUGGCUGGGAACUUGUAUCCUGCACGAGUUCUGGAUAGAAACUCCAUUUUUUUAGGACCGUGUGAUGUGCUCGAGACAUAUUCCACGCUCUCUGUGGCGUUCUGUGGCUUCAUGCCGGGCUUCAAUGGUGAUAAGGAUCCACAAGGAGUUUUGCUUGUAAUGUGA
Messenger RNA from Cladocopium goreaui, 1206 nucleotides. Lineage: Eukaryota; Dinophyceae; Suessiales; Symbiodiniaceae. The record is from the annotation of a GenBank genome assembly.